Messenger RNA from Sebastes umbrosus (honeycomb rockfish), 5563 nucleotides. RefSeq names its product synapsin-3-like. Gene Ontology annotation, cellular component: synaptic vesicle; synaptic vesicle membrane. NCBI's taxonomy places the organism in Eukaryota, Metazoa, Chordata, Actinopteri, Perciformes, Sebastidae. The transcript has 14 exons. Gene Ontology annotation, molecular function: ATP binding. The record is from RefSeq and is a predicted model, not a curated record. Bases 383 to 2047 code for a protein of 554 amino acids. Gene Ontology annotation, biological process: neurotransmitter secretion.
UUAUUUUUUUUUUUUAUUCUAUCUGUGAAUUAUUUUCCUGCUUCACAUUUGAUCCCCUCUUUUUACUGAGAGAUGCUCCCACAAUCUCCCUGUUGGCCAAUGAAUGAGCUCCAUGGACCGACUGCAGUAAUGAAGGCAACUACACCCCCCUCAUGUUCCCGGCAUGCAUUGUGGAAAGAGAGAGAGAGAGAGGAGAGAGAAGAGAGGGAGGCUGAGGAGGACUGUGGACCUGAGCGCAGAAGAAGAAGCAGCAGCAUCACUAUCAUCAGAAGAAGAAGAAGAGUCAUUAUCAGACACUUGCUCAUCACUGACAGCCGCUCAGGACUUCAGGCAUUCUUCCCCCUCACCUCCUCUGGCCUGACGGACCCACCAGCCCAUCACCAUGAACUACCUCCGCCGGCGCCUGUCAGACAGCAGCUUUGUGGCCAACCUCCCCAACGGCUACAUGAUGGAUCUGCAGAGGCCGACCCCUCCUGGCUCAUCCACUUCCUCCACCUCUAACCCUGCCUCCCCGGCCACAGAGAGGCGGCAGCCACCGAGCAUCCCGCCUGUGGCCUCCAACCCAGCCUCGGGCACGGGCACGGGCUCGGGCUCGGGCUCGGGCUCGGGCUCGGGCUCGGGCUCGGCCCCGACUGCGGGCGCAGGGGGCUUCCUCAGCUCCUUCUCCAGCGUGGUGAAGAGUGCUCAGAUGGCCCAGAACGUCGCUGCCGCUGCGCAUGCCAAAUCAGCAGCAACAGCAGCUGAUGGAGCCUCAACGGGAAGCAGUCAGCCAACUAAACCCGUCAUACGCAAGCCCAAGAUCCUGCUGGUCAUCGAUGAUCAGCACACAGACUGGGCGAAGUAUUUUCGCGGGAAGAAGCUGAACGGAGAUUACGAGAUCCGGGUGGAGCAGGCGGAGUUCUCAGAGAUCAACCUGGCCUCCUACGUCAACUCGGGAUGCAUGGUGGACAUGCAGGUCAACAAAGGUGGCACCAGAGUGGUCAGGUCCUUCAAGCCAGACUUCGUCCUGAUUCGCCAGCACGCCUACAGCAUGGUCCCCGGUGAGGAUUUCAGGAACCUCGUGAUCGGCCUGCAUUUCGGCGGCGUCCAGAGCAGCAACUCUCUCUUCUCCAUCUACAACUUCUGCAGCAAACCUUGGGUGUUUUCUCAGAUGAUCAAGCUCUACCACUCCCUCGGCGCUGAGAAAUUCCCCCUGAAUGAACAAACCUUCUAUCCCAACCACACGCAGAUGGUUACAACCCCUUCCUACCCUGUGGUGGUCAAGAUGGGGCACGCCCACGCUGGCAUGGGAAAGAUCAAAGUGGAGAACCAACAGGACUUCCAGGACAUCACCAGCGUGGUGGCCCUGGCCGGGACCUACGCCACCACCGAGCCCUACGUCCUGUCCAAGUACGACAUCCGCAUUCAGAAGAUCGGCAACAACUACAAGGCGUACAUGAGAACGUCCAUCUCUGGGAACUGGAAGGCCAACACCGGCUCUGCCAUGUUGGAACAGAUCGCAAUGACCGACAGAUAUCGGCUGUGGGUGGACUCCUGCGCUGAGAUGUUUGGCGGUCUAGACAUCUGUGCAGUGAAGGCUGUCCACGGAAAAGAUGGCAACGACUAUAUCAUCGAGGUGAUGGACAGCUCCAUGCCUCUGAUCGGUGAGCACGUGGAGGAAGAUAGACAGCUGAUCACAGAGCUGGUCAUCAACAAGAUGGCCCAGGUGCUGCUGGGAGUUUCCACACCUCAGCCUUCCUCUGUCAAGACCACACAGCCCAGACGAGGGGGACACCGCUCUGCUUCCGCCUCUCCAUCUCAGUCGGCCCAGGGCUCACCUCAGCGAGCCCGAUCAGCCACCACCUCACCCAGCCAAGCCUUCCAGCCCGGUCCCAUCCCCGCCACCUCCGGGCCUGGAGCUCAGAAGCAGUCACCACAGCUAAACAAAUCCCAGUCACUGACCAACACCUUCACAGAGACGUUACGAGGAAGCCUGACCGACGACGAGGCCAAAGCUGAGACCAUCCGCAGCCUCCGACAGUCCUUCGCCAGCCUCUUCUCCGAUUAGCAGCCUCCUCCAGAAGCUUCCUCUUUCUGUCAGUUGUCAGGUUUGAAAAACCCUGACUGGUUAAUCUGUUCUGGAGUUUCCCUCCUCCUCCUCCUCCUCAGAGCCUCAGCUUCCUGUUUCCUCUCUUUCCUUCUCACUGUUUGUGAAGUUUAACACCCGGUGCAACCCGCUGUCCUCAGAUCAAUGAUUAAUCUAUCACUAGAAAGGCCAAUCGAUUCUUUUUGGGGGGUUCUAAGAUGAAGGUGUUAACUGAAGAUGUCAAACUUUAAAAGCUGACAUAUUUGCUUAUUUGUCUUCCUUACAGGAGAUUUUAAAGAGAUGGAUAUUAGUGCAGGCGCAGAAUCAAACCAGAUCCCAUUCAAAUUACUACUACUUUUACUCAGAUUAAUGAUUAUGUCUGUUUCUUAUUUGCUGUUCAUGCCAGUUAACAACAGAUACAGAAAUAGGUCCAUAUGAGCAUCAGUCCGGCUGUUAUUGUGUCAGUCUUUCGCCUCUUCGUACCCAUAAUGCUUUGUGUUUUUAUAGAACAGCACUGCAGUGAUCAUGUGAGAGGACAUUUUCAGACAUCUUUGGUGUGUUUAAAGUUGAAACAGAGUUGAAAAGCAUCAAUAAAAACACACGAAUGCCCCGUAGAAUUAAAGAUCAGCAGUCAGCUGACGGCAGCUUGGCCUUUCUAGUGGUAAAUAAUUAUAGUAUAUAAUCAUGAUCUAGCUCACAAUGCUUGGUAUGUAGUCGUUAUUCUGCAUUCUGUUUGUCCAACCAGUGAAACUGUAUCAUUAUUGGGUCGUGUCUUACUCGUUUAUAUAUACAAAUUUAUUUAUGAAAUUUAUUUUAAUUACUUUAAUUGACUCGCAGCUUCCAAACUGUUUUGCAGAAGUCUACGGCAAUAUUCUUAUCCGAAACUGUUCCAGUCAACUCAUGAGAAAUGUACUGAAUCCUCACGGUUCACCAGCGAUUUUGAGCAUCUUGCCAGCCAGCCACAUUUUCUCAGACGUCCACGUGCUGUAGACACAUAUUGGCUUAACGUAGUGACUCCUCUACCUAACAUUACCAAAGUGCUUUUUAAUAAAAUAACCCCCCUCUGCACUGAGUCACACACACACAGCGAAACAACCUUUGAGCUUGUGAUUUCACAAGGUGCAAACGCUGUACUGGCUUACAGCCAUCGUCUUCCAUCACAGCCCAGAUCUUCCCCCCGCAGUUCUUCUUUUAUUCUUAAUGUUGCGUGCUUUGUGAGAAGCACUACGGUGUAUUUUUCUGUGGGGGAUUUGUAUCAUAACUACUACCGCUGUGUGUGUUUAAAAAGGCGAACAGUGAGGACGUAAUAUUUUGUAAUGUGCGCUUAAAUUUCGACGGAAAAAGAUUUGGUUGUGCAACGUCACCUCUUCUAUCUUUCUUCUCCUUUAUUCUGUACAACCAAUGAUAAUUUAUCAUCAUCUCUUUUUUUGUUGUUUUUUGGGUCAAUUGGUGUGUAUGCAACAUCUGCAGUGGUAGCAGCCGAAGCAGACACAUCCUCUUCCAUCCUGCUUUGGAACUGCAUGUAAAUGUAAAGUGAACGUACGUACAGUCCAAUUGAGUCCAAUUUUCUAACAGAAAACCAACACAAGCUCAUGAUCUCAACUAUUCUAUAAAGACAGCAAAAACAAUGGCAACGCUUUAUUUAAUAGAUAAUGUUUAUUUGUGGCAUAGGUAUCCAAAACCAGGAAAUGUUACCAUUUACAGUAUAAGCGGCUAUUGACUUCCAGGGGAAUUUCCUUUAACUGCUCUAAAGACGGGAUGUGCAACAUUGUCAUUCAAAUUUAAUGACAAAAAAGUGGACAAAGAUCCAAUUUAAUCUAUGUAAAUAUUUAUUUAUUUAAUGGAAACCUAAUUGUAUGCUAACAUUUCAGUGAAAGAAGUUUAAGCUACCACUUUUUUUGGAAUUAUUUGAAAGUGUACAGCUGAUGACUGUCUCUAUUUUCCUUAUAAUUAGCACUAAAUUGGAAAUAAUUAAAUCAUAAUUUAUAUAUAAAUAAUAAGGAAGCCUGUAAAAUAAAUUGUUAGCAAGGUUUUUCCAAAAUAGUUCCUUGGUGCAUCCACUUUGUUGCACCGAUCUCACAGAAGGAGAUUGACGGUAUAUUUGGCUUUCCAUGCAGAGCACAAUCACAAUCUAAUUAUCAAGCUGUCUUGUACUGUAGUUGUCUCGAUAGUUAUCUAUGCUACAGACUGGGACCUGGACAAAAAAAACAAAAUUAUAAUCCAUCUUCUCUCCUAUUUUUUUGUCCAAAUACCCCAAACAGAAAUACAAUACAAAUAGGAUAUUUGAAUAUCUUUUCAUAAUAAUAAUAAUAAUAAUAAUGCCCCCCGUUUUAAGGUAAAUUUUCUUCAAAUGCAUGAAGUUGUAUAAAAGUUAUAGUGUGAGUGUGUGUAUGUGUAAAGUUGUAAAUUUGCCGUUAUGAUUGAUAAUAAUACCACAAAAAAGAACUGCCCAUUCUUGCAAUAAUUAUGUUGAUAAUACACCAUUUUUAAUUUUGAACUAUGAAGCUUGUCGCUUUAAGAGAAGCUCUUAUUUAUUUAUUUUUACCAAGUUUUUAUUUGGUGCUUUGCCAUAGCCAGUCUCAACUGGCACAAACAGGAAAAUGAAAUGAAAAACAUUGUUUGUUCAUUGAGCUAAAUAAAAAGCUCAAUGUGUGCUAGCUUGACAGAAUUCACACUACAGUGCUCAUUACCAACAACAAAGCAUGAUGGGGAUUGUAGUUUUACUUCUACAAAGCAGUUGCUCUGGAGGGAAAAGAAUCUGAUUGGUUGCAUUUAUCAUCGGUGGGUGGAGCCACAGAAUCACAGCUGUUAGGCUCGCUAAUGGACCAUUUGCUAAGCCCCGCCCCUCUUAGUUACCUGUUGCUACCUGUCGAGCUUUCUGUUCCUGCACGGUAAAUAUGGGCUUCGUCCCGUAACCCGUAACAACCUCAUGUGACCAAGCGAUGAGUUGUGAGAAUCAUAAUAUCAAAUAAUCAAUAAUGCCUAGCAGAGUUAUUGACGUUACUGAGCCGUCCGCCUUCGUUUAUAAUGAACUUUUGUUGUUACUACUGCAUUGCAUUGUGGGAUAUUGUAGCGGAAAUAGUAUGUAAUACUAUUGGUUUCAUACUAUCUUAUGAAAUCUUACAUAGGUCUACUAUUUUAGCGUACUAAAUAGCAUGUUAGUAUGGAAUUUCGGACGCAACCACGCUGUUUACAAUGAUAAUGGUGACAGUUUUACAUUCUUUUUUUUCUUCUUUUUUUAUAUCUUUGAAACAGUUAGUAGAAAAAAGGUUUUCAUUGAAAUGACGUGCCUUGGCUAAAAUGACCACUGUCACAUUAGCUCCAUGAAUUAGGUGAAAAUGCUGUCUCCACCUGACUUCUUAAUGUAUCCAACAGUUUAAAACAGGACUGCUGUAAAAGUGUCUUAAAUAUGCACUCAAUGGAUACAUACAUGAUAUUAUGCUAAAAAACUGAGGCUAAAGCUUUUUACUGUUACAAGAGUACAGACUUUUAAGAACC